Molecule: messenger RNA, 5485 nt
Organism: Xenopus laevis (African clawed frog)
Lineage: Eukaryota; Metazoa; Chordata; Amphibia; Anura; Pipidae
Product: filamin-B-like
Exons: 28
Coding region: 664-5091 (1475 amino acids)
Source: RefSeq, a predicted model, not a curated record
CUGUGUUCUUUUGAACUCUUCUAGGGCAAAAUGAAAGUGUCUGUGAAUUACGGCGGUGACCCUAUUCCGAAGAGCCCCUUUACCGUAGGGGUGGCAGCGCCGCUGGACUUGAACAAGAUCCGAAUAAAUGGCCUGGAAAGUAGAGUGGAGGUUGGCAAAGAUCAGCUGUUUACUGUGGAUCCUAAUGGAGCUGGUGGGCAAGGAAAACUGGAGGUGAAGAUCUCCAGCCCUAGCCGAAAAUCAGUCCCGUGUCUGGUGGAACCUGUUGGUGGUAAAGAGUGCAGCACUGUGAAAUAUAUUCCCAAAGAGGAGGGUCUGUACAAUGUUGAUGUGACUUAUGAUGGGAAUCCAGUUCCUGGAAGUCCAUAUGUAGUGGAAGCCACUUUGCCUCCUGAUCCAUCAAAGGUGAAGGCCUAUGGACCAGGUCUCAAAGGUGGUCUUGUUGGAAAACCUGCCGAGUUUACCAUUGAUACAAAAGGAGCUGGAACUGGUGGUUUGGGUCUAACUGUUGAAGGACCUUGUGAAGCGAAGAUUGAAUGUUCUGACAAUGGCGAUGGCACAUGUUCUGUCUCCUACCUCCCUACUACACCAGGAGAAUAUUUUGUUAACAUCCUGUUUGAGGAAACCCACAUUCCGGGGUAACCUUUUCAAGCAAAUGUUGAAAUGCCCUUUGAUCCUUCCAAAGUAAUCGCCACGGGUCCAGGCCUCGAGCAUGGCAAAGUAGGAGAAACUGGCUUGAUUCAUGUGGACUGUUCCCAAGCAGGACCAGGUGACCUGGCAGUUGAGUCUGUCUCUGAUUCUGGGUCACAAGCGGAGGUUAAUGUACAGGAUAACAAAGACGGGACAUACACAGUCACCUACGUGCCACUUUUUGCUGGCAUGUAUACACUGGCAUUGAAAUACGGUGGAGAACAAGUGUCAAAGUUCCCUGCCCGAGUUAAAGUUGAUCCAGCUGUGGAUACCAGUAAUAUUAAAGUGUUCAGACCAGGAAUUGAAGAAAAAGGGGUUUUUAGAGAAGCUACAACAGACUUUACCGUGGAUGCCAAAUCACUAGCCAAAACUGGAGGCGAUCACGUCGAAACCAAAAUCACUAAUCCGUCCGGUGCGUCCACCGAUUAUGUUCUAAGAGAUAAUGGAGAUGGAACUUACUUUGUGGAGUACACUCCCUUUGAAAAAGGUGUUCAUACAAUUAAGGUGACCUAUGAUGAUGAUGAAGCCGUCCCCAACAGCCCAUUCCAAGUAGGAGUGACAGAGGGGUGCUACCCUGACCGUGUGAAAGCCCAAGGUGCUGGACUCACAGAAGCUGUGACAAGCAAGCCAAACUUGUUCUCAGUCAUUACAAGGGGGGCUGGGAUUGGUGGUCUGGGAAUUACAGUUGAAGGACCCUCGGAAUCCAAAAUGUCUUGUAAAGACAACAAAGAUGGCAGCUGCAGUGUGGAAUACACUCCAUAUGUUCCAGGGGACUAUGAUGUGAAUAUAACAUAUAAUGGAGAGCAUAUUCCAGGCAGUCCAUUCAGAGUACCAGUGAAAGAUGUUGUGGAUCCCGGCAAGGUCAAGACAUCUGGGCCUGGGCUGGGCACAGCAGUACGAGCAAAUAUCCCCCAGCAGUUUACUGUGAAUAGCAGCAAAGCUGGAAUUGCUCCCCUGGCAGUGCAGGUGACGGGACCAAGAGGGACGGUGGAACCAGUAGACAUAGUGGAUAAUGGAGAAGGGACUCACACAGUGAGUUAUACGCCCACGCUGGAGGGCCCCUAUACCGUAGCUGUCCAGUAUGCUGAUGAAGAGAUCCCACGAAGUCCUUUUAAGGUGAAGGUCUUGCCAACGUAUGAUGCCAGCAAGGUGACUGCCAGCGGUCCUGGACUCUGCGCUCAAGGAGUUUCUGCCAGCCUGCCAGUUAAUUUUGCUGUAGAUGCCAAGAAUGCAGGACUAGGACCUCUGUCGGUCCAAAUCACGGAUCAAGAAGGGAAGCCAAAGAAAGCACAUAUUCAGGACAACAAUGAUGGCACCUAUUCUGUAUCUUACAUCCCAGACAGGACUGGGCGCUACCAUGUUGCUGUGAAAUAUGGAGGAGAUGACAUCCCUUACUCCCCAUAUAGAAUUUGUGCCAUGUCCAUAGGAGAUGCCAGCAAGUGCACAGCAGCAGGUUCCGGUAUCCAGGCAGCAGUAAAAACAGGGGAGGAAGUUGGUUUUGUGGUCGAUGCCACAACCGCUGGUAAAGGGAAAGUCACGUGCAGCAUCCUCGGCCCAGAUGGGUUGGAGACUGAAGCAGAUGUGAUCGAGAACGCGGACGGCACUUAUGACAUUUACUACACUACAGCUAAAACCGGACCCUACGUCAUCCACGUUCGCUUUGGUGGAGCUGACAUCCCCAAUAGCCCCUUUACUGUAAUGGCUACAGAUGAAGUCCCCGUACAGGUGCAGCAGCAGUCCCUUAGUGCAUGUCCUCCAGGCUACCAGUCCUUGGUAUCGGAGGCAGAUUAUGCUCCUGUUGGCUCAAUGAAUGGUCUGGGUUUCCGGCCUUUUGAUUUGGUUAUUCCAUUUGCCGUACGAACUGGAGAGAUAACAGGGGAAGUUCACAUGCCUUCUGGGAAGACAGCCCCCGCAGAUAUUGUUGACAACAAAGAUGGUACUGUGUCUAUUCGAUACGUUCCCACAGAAACUGGACUGCACGAGCUGGCCAUUAAAUGUAAUGGAGCUCACAUCCCAGAAAGCCCACUGCAGUUCUUCGUGAAUUAUCCAAACACAGGAAGUGUCUCUGCAUAUGGACCAGGCCUUAUCUAUGGGGUCGCCAAGAAGCCAGCCACAUUCACAAUUAUAACAGAAGAUGCUGGAGAAGGGGGCCUGGAUCUGGCAAUAGAAGGGCCCUCCAAGGCAGAGAUCAGCUGCAUUGAUAACAAAGAUGGCACUUGCACUGUGACAUAUCUGCCCACCCUUCCAGGAGAUUAUAACAUCCUAGUGAAAUAUAAUGACAUACACAUCGCUGGAAGCCCUUUUGUUGCAAAAAUCACAGAUGAUAGCAGGCGGCGCUCACAAGUAAAACUCGGUUCCACGGCAGACUUUUUAUUGGAUAUCACGGAGACUGAUUUGAGCCUUCUGUCUGCCAGUAUAAAAGCCCCAUCUGGUCGUGAUGAGCCCUGUCUUCUGAAAAGGCUUCCAAACAACCAUAUUGGAAUUUCAUUCAUCCCAAGGGAAGUUGGGGAGCACUUAGUCAGCAUUAAGAAAAAUAGCCGCCACAUACCCAACAGUCCUAUAUCCAUCAUGGUUUACCAGUCAGAAAUAGGGGACGCCAGCAAGGUGAAAGCCUUUGGGCCAGGUCUGAUUGAAGGGCGGUCGUAUGAGAUGUCAGAUUUUAUUGUGGAUACCAGAGAGGCAGGCUACGGCGGGCUCUCGCUGGCAGUGGAAGGACCCAGUAAAGUAGACAUCCAAACAGAGGACCUAGAGGAUGGCACAUGCCAGGUCUCCUAUUGUCCAACAGAACCAGGAGUUUACAUUGUAUCCAUCAAGUUUGCAGAUGAGCAUGUUCCAGGAAGCCCAUUCACAGCCAAAGUGAUUGGGGAGGGAAGAAUGAAGGAGAGCAUCACACGCAGGAGGAAAGCACCAUCUGUGGCCUCAGUGGGUGGCCUUUGCGAGCUGAACCUGAAAAUACCAGAAAUUGACCGACAUGAACUGACGGCAAAGGUCAUCAGCCCAUCAGGGAGGAAACAAGAAGCAGAGAUUGUUGAUCUUGGACAGAACACGUCGUGUGUGCGUUUUGUGCCACAAGAGACCGGGAUCCACACCGUGAGCGUAAAAUACAAAGGGGAGCAUGUGCCAGGGAGCCCAUUCCAGUUCACCGUUGGACCCCUGGGAGACGGUGGAGCUGAGAAAGUGAAGGCUGGAGGCCCUGGAUUAGAAAGAGGAGAGGCUGGAGUUCCAGCUGAAUUCAGUAUAUGGAUCCGGGAAGCUGGUGCCGGAGGCCUCUCCAUUGCUGUAGAAGGCCCAAGUAAAGCUGAACUUUCAUUUGAAGACCGGAAAGAUGGCUCUUCUGGAGUUUCCUAUGUUGUACAAGAGCCUGGUGACUACGAAGUGAUUAUCAAGUUCAACGAUGAACAUAUUCCCCAGAGCCCAUUCCUAGUUCCCAUCGUUGCCACUUCGGACGAUGCCCGUCGGCUCACUGUCACCAGCCUUCAGGAAUCUGGAUUGAGAGUUAACCAACCAGCAUCCUUUGCCAUACGGCUUAAUGGGGCUAGAGGCAAGAUUGAUGCCAAGGUUCAUAGCCCGUCUGGAGCGGUGGAGGACUGCUUUGUCACUGAACUGGAACCAGAUAAGUAUGCUGUACGCUUUAUGUCCCGGGAGAAUGGGAUCCACAUGGUUGAUGUCAAGUUUAAUGGGAGCCACGUUCCUGGGAGUCCAUUUAAAGUCCGAGUAGGGGAGGCAGGACAGGAAGGAGAUCCAGGGCUAGUUACAGCCUACGGAGAUGGACUGGAGACUGGUACUACAGGUAAACAAUCAGAAUUUAUCAUCAAUACAAGUAAAGCAGGACCAGGGGCCCUCUCCGUGACAAUUGAGGGGCCAUCCAAGGUAACAAUGGAGUGCAAGGAAUGCCCAGAUGGAUACAAAGUUCUCUACACUCCAAUGGCCCCAGGGAUUUACAUGAUUGGAGUGAAAUAUGGGGGGCCCAACCACAUUGUCGGCAGUCCUUUCAAGGCCAAGGUCACAGGUCAGCGCCUUGUGGGUAUCGGUGGUACCAGUGAAACCUCCUCUAUCAUCGUUCAGUCCGUAACCCGAGCUUCCACGGAGACCACGUACAGCGCUUUGCCGAGAUUUGCAUCAGAUGCCACCAAAGUGACGUCCAAAGGCGCCGGCCUAUCAAAAGCUUUCUUGGGACAAAAGAGCACUUUUACUGUAGACUGCAGCAAAGCAGGUUCCAACAUUCUGCUGGUGGGGGUCCACGGCCCCACCCUGCCCUGCGAGGAGGUCUCUAUUAAACACAUGGGGAACAAACACUACACUGUCACUUACCAUGUGAAGGAGAGAGGGGAUUAUUUGCUGGUGGUGAAAUGGGGAGAAGAGCACAUUCCCGGGAGCCCAUUCCACAUCACUGUCCCAUAAUUCCUGGAUAAAAAAAAAAAAUGAUAAAAAUGAAUUGAUUAUAUGGAGCUGAGAAUGUCGGGGAGUGGAAAACAUUGCGUAAAAUUUUAUAUUUGACUUUUUUUAUAUUAGAGAAAUUACAAAUUUUAUGUGCAUUUUAGAAGACCGGACAAUAAUUGAAAUACUGGCCCGUCCUACGCUGCUUAUGGGUUUAUUUAUAUGUUUAAUAUUAUUAACCCCUGCGGCUCCACAGAACAACAACCAAUCACGUUCCCAAUGAUGAAAUGAUAUUAAAGUAUGAAUAAAAUAAACUGGAAUUAUUCAUUAUCACAUGAUCCAUAACUACUGACCCCUCCUCUUUUCUCAUCUCUUAACCAUGAACCAAUAAAAUCUCUCACUUUGGAUUAAUCCUUAA